Molecule: messenger RNA, 576 nt
Organism: Heterobasidion irregulare TC 32-1
Lineage: Eukaryota; Fungi; Basidiomycota; Agaricomycetes; Russulales; Bondarzewiaceae
Exons: 2
Source: RefSeq, a predicted model, not a curated record
AGGUACCGACAGAUUUCAUCUUUUGGCCGGGACACGAUCCGGCCGUGGCACACCAAUGUGUCAGGCAUGAAGAAACUAGCUGCACGAGAUUUCGAAGAUAUGUUACAGUGUGCAAUUCCAUGUUUUGAGGGCCUACUUGAUGAACUGCACAAUCGGCUUUUGAUGGAUUUAUUAUUUGAGCUUGCAACGUGGCAUGCACUUGCCAAACUUCGCCUGCACACUGAUACUACCCUAACAUUCUUUGAGCAGGUUACCACAUCACUAGGAGUUCUCAUCCGAAAAUUUGUCCUGGUCACAUGUGCGCACUUUGACACAAAGGAACUGCCAUCCGAAGAAGCUGCGCGUGGUCGCCGAGAGGCUGCCAUUGCACAGAAAACAGCCCAGACUACCAGUGUUUCCCCCGCAGUGCGACAGCCCACCGGUCCCAAGCGAAAGGUGCUGAACCUUGCAACCUAUAAGAUGCACGCACUGGGGGAUUAUCCUGCGACAAUACGCCGAUUGGGAACGACGGACUCCUAUACGACGCAAACGGUGAGUGUCCAACAGUGGUUUUUUGACACCUUCAAUCAACUAUAA